CGGACAGGGAGCCGGGCCAGCUCCAUCGCACGCUCGCUUCUCUCCGUCCUUCGCAACACCACCACCCGCGCACCCUCACCGCACUGCACCGCGCAGCCACCUCACACCCUCAGCCGGGCGCCGCGCCCCUGCGGCACUGCCCCUCACCAUGGCAUCCUCCUCGGCGCAUCCGUACCUCGCGGGCAACUAUGCGCCCGUGAAGCGCGAGCUGCCGCUGACGCCGUGCACGUACACGGGCGCCAUCCCGCACGAGCUCGUCGGCGGCCAGUACGUGCGCAACGGCGGCAACCCCAGCGCCGACGCCGACGGCGAGCGCGACGCCCACUGGUUCGACGGCGACGGCAUGCUCACCGGCGUGCUCUUUGCGCGCCGCCACGACGGCAGCGUGCAGCCCGAGUUCAUCAACCGCUACGUCCUCACCGACGUGCUCAUGGCCACGAGUGCCUCCGCCACGCGCCCGAUCCUGCCGAGCAUCGCCACGCUCUCCUCGCCGCACGUUACGCUCUUCCGCGUGCUGCUGCACGUCGUGCGUGCGCUCUGGCUCUGCCUCUCGACGUUCCUGCCGUGGCACCCGGCCAAGCUGGCGGUGCAACGCAUCAGCGUCGCCAACACGAGCAUCUGGUGGCACGACGGCAAGGCGUACGCCGGCUGCGAGAGCGGGCCGCCGAUGCGCAUCCUGCUGCCCGGCAUGGAGACGGCCGGCUGGUGGACGGGCGCCGAGCACGAUCCGCAGUCGGCGCGCGGCUGGAGCAAGGCCGGCCUGGCGGGUCUCUUUGCCGAGAUGACGACGGCGCACCCGCACGUCGACCCCGUCAGCGGCGAGCUGCUGCUUUACCACAUGUCCUUCUUCGAGCCGUUCCUGCGCGUCACGGUCAUUCCGCCGCGGCAGCGCGCCGAAAAGGCGCCCGUCUGUCCGGCGCCGAUCAUCGGCCGCGCCGUGCCUGGCCUGGCACAGCCAAAGCAGAUGCACGACUUUGGCGUCUCGGCGUCACACACGCUCAUCCUCGACCUGCCGCUCUCGCUCGAUCCGCGCAACAUCGUGCGCGGCCGGCCGAUCCUGCACUACGACCACCUCGGCCCAACACGUUACGGCAUCUUCCCGCGCCACGCACCAGAAGCGGUUCGCUGGUUCGAGGAAGCACAGGCCUGCCUCAUCUUCCACACGGCCAAUGCCUGGGACGACGACGCCGCCGCCACCGUGUCGCUGCUGGCCUGCCGCCUCAACAGCGCCACGCUCAUCUACAGCGCCGGCCACACGGUGCCGCCGCCGCAUGCGCUGCCGCUCAACGGCGCGCCUGAGUCGUGUCGUUUGCACUACUGGCGCUUCACGACGGAUCCGUCGGACGCCUCGCUGCGCCCGCAGGCGUCCUUCGCGCUCUCUGCGAUUCCCUUUGAGUUCCCGACGAUGAAUCAGGCGUACUCGACACGCCGCGCAGACUUCAUCUACGGCGCUUCGAUGCGCUCCGGCUCCUUUGACGCCGGCCUCGGGCGCAAGUCGGCCAAGAUCGACUGCCUGGCCAAGAUCGACGCCGGCACGCUGCUGGCGCGUGCCGCCAAGAUGAGCGAGGCGGGCGAGACGCUCGGUGUCGACGACGUCGUCGAUGGCCGCACCGUGCAGGAGCUCAUCGCCGCGCAAGAGGCGGGCGAGGGUGCCGACUCCGCCGUGCGCAUCUUUGCCCUGCCCGAGCACCACUACGCCCAGGAGGCGACGUUUGUGCCGCGAGCCAACGCCACUGCCGAGGACGAUGGCUGGCUGGUCUUCUUCGUCUUCGACGAGAGCGCUGGUCUGGACGCCGACGGCGUGGCGCUGCCGAAUGCGCAGAGCGAGCUGUGGGUGCUUGAGGCGCGCGGCAUGCAAGACGUCGUGGCUCGCAUCCGUCUGCCGCAGCGCGUGCCGUACGGCCUGCACGGCCACUUCUUCGACGCCGCCGAGAUUGCGGCGCAGGAGCCGGUGCCGCACGAGGCGGUGCGGACGUGGGCUCGUGCUGCGACGGGCGGCGCCGCCUCUUCCGCCAUCGUCCCUGCGGCAGCGGCAUCGACGGCCGUCGUCGCUGCGGCGGCCUCGGCUGCCGUCGUCUCUGCUGCGGCGUCCCCGGCUUUCGUCGCUGCUGCGGCGCCGUCUGCCCUCGUUCCUGUCUCGACUUGAUACCACCGCCUCGCGGCCUGUACCAUAGCGCCUGUCUCGUUCCUGCUCCACACUUGCAUUUGUCACACCACACACACGCGACACUAAUCCACACAUCUGACCCACG
Molecule: messenger RNA, 2252 nt
Organism: Tilletiopsis washingtonensis
Lineage: Eukaryota; Fungi; Basidiomycota; Exobasidiomycetes; Entylomatales
Product: carotenoid oxygenase
Exons: 2
Coding region: 149-2146 (665 amino acids)
Biological process (GO): carotene catabolic process
Molecular function (GO): carotenoid dioxygenase activity
Source: RefSeq, a predicted model, not a curated record